CAUCUGUUGACGGUAGGGGUGCAGAAAUUACAAACGCAAUUUAUUGCAAACUAAAAAUACAUGAGAGAAAAAAGCCAUUAAAUAGAAAUAAACGAAUAAAAUUAUCAAAUGCUAAAAACUUAACUAUUUAAUAUAAUUAAGUUCUUAAAGACUCACAUAUAAAGGCCUAUACAAAAAAGGUGCACUGACUUCCUAGUUAAAUUUUGCUUAGCAGUCUUCUUGUGUCGGAUGUACAGUUUUCCCCCCUCCCUUGAGUACCGACGACGAACCUGCGUAAAAACAUCUCUGAGCUUGUCGGGGUCCUCGGUACCUCCGCCCCGAAACAUGGAUAAUCCAUUCUGAGCGCUAGACGAGCGCGGCCGUGCGUUGAGAUCGCUCGUUCGGGGCUACGCCCACACUGAGCUCCUGAUCCUAGGGCAGGCAGGCAGAGUGUAAAAUGGCGCACAGCUGUCGGUGGCGGUUCCCUGCUCGGCCCGGAGGGAGCAGCAGCUCGGGCACCGGGAGGAAAGCGGGCCGAAUUCGAGUCAAUGCUUCCCUUCGAAACAGCGCGGGGACUAAUCCGAACACGAAUGGGCUCGGGCCCGGUUUCGACGCUGCGUUGCAAGUGUCUGCUGCCAUUGGCAGCAACCUGCAGAAAUUUCGGGAUGUUUUGGGGGAGACGAGCGGCUCCAGCAGCGGGGAGGAGGAAUUUGGAGGCUUCAGCAAUGUCAGUGACAACAGAAGAAUACAUAGCCCAGGAAGGACGUCAAUAGGUUCUAUUUCACCGGAAAAAAAACCCAGAGGACGUCCUCCUAGGGCUCUAUCUGCGCAGAGGGUUGGCACUGAUAUUGAGACAGCCCCUUUGCCUCUCGCCACAGCUCCUAAAGAGAAGGUAAAACGACCACCAGGGAGGCCUCCUGGCACUGGAGAAAAAAGAAGAGGCCGCCCUCCUGCUUCUGCCAGCCAGAGGAGCUGGCAACAGAGCGGCCAUGCACUCCCUGAAGAGGAUGGGGAUGCAGAACAGGAGUGCAGCUCUAGUCCCACACACCACAAGGACGGUGUCCAGGAUGAAGACAAGGAGAAAAGGCAAACUCUGCUUGGGUCUGGGCACCAUCAGGGAUCUGAGGCUAAGCCUCACAAAAUCAGCCGGGAAUCCAAGGUGACCAAACUGAAAAGAUUGCGGGAUGUCAAACUGAGCCCACUGAAGUCUAAGCUGAAGGCCAUUGUGAGGAAGAGUGUCCCAGUUCCUGGUUCUGGUGUGCAAAGAAGGAGGCGGGGCAGGCCACCUUCUGCCGAACGCCUAAAAGCUGAAGCUGCUGCUGCUGCUGCUCUGGUUGCUAAUGCCUCCUCGGUCCAGGAGAUGUCCAACACGGCACAUGGGACUGCCAAACAUAAGGACUUCAGGGUUCGUCGGGCACAAGAUUUGGGUUCCUGCACUCCACAUGAUCUCCAGCUCAGGGCUUCUCAUCCUGCUGAUGAACACACUAGCCCAGAUCCCUAUGACUCCGCUAUAGUCAACCCAAUGACCCCAACUAAACAUGGGAGGCCAUUAGGGUUACGCCAGAGCCCUCGCCAUAUCAAACCUGUGCGGGUCGUCCCUCCCUCCAAACGCACUGAUGCCACUAUUGCAAAGCAGCUGCUGCAGCGGGCAAAGAAGGGGGCCCAGAAAAAGAAACUUUUGGAAAAAGAAACCAUUGGCACCCAGGGAACUACAGGUCUUGAGGGUGGGAAGCACAGGAGGCGAACCCAGUUAACAAAUAUCAGGCAAUUUAUCAUGCCUGUUGUGAGCACAGUGUCGUUGCGCAUAAUCAAGACUCCAAAGCGUUUUAUCGAGGAUGAAGGCAGUUUCAGCACUCCGCCACCACACAUGAAAAUUGCUCGAUUGGACUCUGCAGCAUCUGCCCCAGCACCUCAGCCCAUAACCUCACCCGCUCAAGCUCUUGUUUCCACAUCUCCCGUCACAAGCGGAACCACUGCCACACCUGGAGCAGGGCCUGCUGUUGACUCUCUCCCUCCUCCCCCACCUCCUGUCCUGACUGGCAGUGCCAACAACAUUGCAGCCAGUCUUCUUAACAGCAGCUGCAAUAAUAGCACUAGCAACGGGCGAUUCAGUAGCAGUGCAGCGUCCUGUGGCUCCAGCGCUGUUUCGCAGCAUUCCUCUCAGCUCUCUUCUGGUGAGUCGUCUCGCUCCAGCAGCCCUAGCCUUGAUGACUCCUCAUGUGAUUCCCAGGCGUCUGAAGGCACCCAGGCUCUCUCAGAAGAGGCAGAUAAUUCCCCUGCCUCUCAGGGAGAGACAGAGGCCAGCAUGCACCACACCUCGCAGCCACCAUCACCACCAUCCGAGCCGGAGCCAGACCAUGUAGUGUUGAUGGAGCGCAGCAGGCGGGGUCGCAGAAGUCAGAGUCAUAGGCGGGGUGCUUUAGUGGCACGUGGUAGGGGCAGCCUGAUUGGUGGAAGGAAACAAGCCAUCAUCAGGCCAGCCACAGGGGUUUCACAAGCUGGCUCUCAACAAGCCUCUUCUACGGCAUCAUCAUCCUCUUCACCACCACCACCACCUCCUCUUCUUAGCCCUCCCCCGCCUCCCCAGGCAGCAUCAUCUAAUGCAUCUGAGCAUCACUCCCACUCUCCAUGGAUGAUGUCACAUUCCAUUGCUCCUUUUCUGCCCACCCCUUCAAUACUCUCCAGCUCUCAUGAUAAACGUCGCUCCAUACUACGAGAGCCCACUUUCCGCUGGAAGUCUUUGUCAUGUGCUGAAAAUAAGUACUUCUCCUCUGCCAAGUAUGCAAAGGAGGGCCUUAUCCGCAAGCCCACUUUUGACAACUUUCGUCCUCCUCCACUGACUGCUGAGGAUGUGGGCCUCAUGCCACCUGGACCUGGUGGAGGUGGUGUUGCACCAGGAGGAUUCCCAGUCCCUGCUGGUGCAGCUGGGACAGGUUCCAGACUUUUCUCCCCCCUGCAUCAUCAUCCUCACCACAAUCACCACCAGCACCCCUCGUCACGGUUUGAAACGCCACAUCAAAAGCGCAGCCCCCUACUACGUCCCCCUUGCUUCACUCCAAGUCCGGCUCAUUCUCGCAUCUUUGAGUCGGUCACCCUCCCAUCCUCUUCAGGGAGCAGCCCUGGCUCUCUUUCUCCCCUUCAGGUCUCACCAACCUCAAACAAAAAGAGAAAGGGGUCUAGGUUCUCACGUGGACAACCUAGGUCACCCUCACACUCUAUGACUACCAGGAGCAGUCAGUCAGGAGUUCAAACAGGGAAAGCAUCCGAGCAAUCCAUGAUUAGCAGUUCUGUUCCCAUAAGUGUGACUGGGAAUUCUAGCCCAUUGCCUGGAGUUGCAGUCAGUCCACUUGCUGCCAGUGCCUUAACACAAGCUUCUUUCAGUGGCUUCCCCUCAAGCUCUAUUGGUCUUACGAGCCACGGAGUUUCUGAUGGGCGGCGAGCAGCAGGGGGUAUCGGUGUGAGUGGGAGUUCUGCUUCAUCUUCGCAGCUCUUCCCUCUUUUUAUGCCCAGUAAUCAAGGAUCAGGUGGGGGAACUGGAAAAGCAGGAAGGGAACGGAGUGUCUCUGCUACUAGAGACACAGGUACAAGAGAGAAGGACAGGGAGAUGGAGAAAAAUAGAGAGCGUGAAAAGGAAAACAAAAGAGAUAGAAGGAAAGACUGGUAUAAAAGAGAAAAGAGUCUUCCAUCGGAAGCUUCCCCUAAUUCUACAUCUAGCCUCUUCGCAAUGGAGGCCAGGGACAUUGAGGAAUCUCUCACCCAAAAAAGGACACCUGGUCGAAAGAAGUCAGUCACAGUUGACUCUGGUGCAGAGGGCUCCCCAAGUGACUGUGCAGCAGUUCAGCCUGUUGGGGCCUUGUCCUCAAAGGGUCGUCUAGCCAAAAAAGGCAGACCUUCGGAGAGGAGUAUUGAAUCAGAGGGAGUAGAGAGGGAUAAGGAGAAACUGAGUGCUCCUACCCAAGCAGGGCAGAUGGGAAAACCCCCUGCCACCACAUCACUUGGCUCCAUGUUAGCUCGUGCCGAGAAACAACCAGUCACAGACAGGCGUGUCGCAGGACUGCUGAGAAAAGCUAAAGCUCAGCUCAAUAAGAUAGAGAAGAGAGAGGUACAACCUGGCGAUCAACCCAAAUUACCAGGUCAAGAGAGUGACUCUUCUGAGACAUCAAUCCGUGGUCCACGCAUUAAGCAUGUGUGUCGUCGUGCAGCUGUAGCUCUGGGUCGCAACCGUGCUGUGUUCCCAGAUGAUAUGCCUACACUUAGUGCCUUGCCAUGGGAGGAGAGAGAAAAGAUCUUGUCUUCCAUGGGAAAUGAUGACAAAUCAUCAGUGGCGGGAUCAGAGGAGGCGGAGCCACCCACACCACCUAUUAAGCCAGUAACAAGGCAGAAAACGGUCCAUGAGGCCCCACCCAGAAAGGGCCGGCGAUCUCGACGCUGCGGGCAGUGUCCAGGCUGCCAAGUACCAGAUGACUGUGGGGUCUGCACUAACUGCUUAGAUAAGCCCAAAUUUGGGGGACGCAAUAUUAAAAAGCAGUGUUGCAAAGUACGGAAGUGUCAGAACUUGCAGUGGAUGCCAUCAAAGUUCCUUCAAAAGCAGGCAAAAGGUAAAAAGGACAGGAGAAGGAAUAAAUCGUCUGAAAAAAAGGAUUCACAUCACAAAUCCCAGUGUUCUGAAGCAAGCCCCAAGCCAGCCCCUCUUCCAAAAGAUAAGAAAAGUGAAACUCCACCACCUACGCAGGGAGAAGACAAACAAAAGCAGACACAACCUUCAGCACCAUCCUCACCAGCUUCCUCCCCAAAGGACCCUCCACUCUCUAGUCCUUCUGUUGACCCCAAGCACUCUCAAACCCCUUUGAGCUCAGCCUUUAGAAAGGAACGGAAGCAGCAGCCCAGUUCUUCACCCACCCCUGUACAAAUUGCCCCAUCUUCCCCACCAGCACAGUCCCAGCAGUCCUUGCAGCAGCAAAGCCAAGUGCCAGCAAAAAAGGAAGGUCUUGCAAAGCCCCAGCCCACUGAGCCCAAGAAAAAAUCACAGCAACAAAGUCAACCUAGUUCUGCCACAGACACAGCAUCCGAAGCAGAGCUAAAGAAACAGACCACUCGAUGUGUUCAACCACCUAAGCCUAAACCAAAAGAAAAGGAGAAACAGAUAACCAAAUGUGACCGCAGUACUUUAAACUCCAAGAGCACUCCUUCGACUAGGGGCACCACCAAGCAGAAAGCACCCUGCGAUGGAGUGCAUCGAAUCAGAGUAGAUUUCAAGGAGGACUAUGACAUUGAGAAUGUGUGGGAGAUGGGUGGGCUCAGCAUUCUCACCUCUGUGCCAAUCACCCCGCGGGUGGUGUGCUUUCUUUGUGCCAGCAGCGGUAAUGUAGAGUUUGUUUUCUGCCAGGUGUGCUGUGAACCCUUCCACCUUUUCUGCUUGGGGGAGACAGAACGGCCCCAUGAGGAACAGUGGGAGAACUGGUGUUGUCGCCGAUGCCGCUUUUGUCAUGUCUGUGGCCGGCAGUAUCAGAAAACCAAACAGCUACUGGAGUGUGACAAGUGCCGAAAUAGCUAUCACCCUGAGUGCCUGGGACCCAACCACCCUACCAGACCCACCAAGAAGAAAAGAGUCUGGAUUUGCACCAAGUGUGUGCGCUGUAAGAGCUGUGGAGCCACCAAACCAGGGAAGGCCUGGGAUGCUCAGUGGUCACAUGAUUUCUCUUUGUGUCAUGACUGUGCCAAACUCUUAGCUAAAGGCAAUGUCUGCCCGCUGUGUAGUAAGUGUUAUGAUAAUGAUGACUGUGAUAGCAAAAUGAUGAAGUGCAGGAAGUGUGACUGCUGGGUCCAUGCAAAAUGUGAACGUUUAACAGAUGAUAUGUAUGAGCUCUUGUCUAACCUGCCUGAGACCGUGGCCUACACCUGCACAAACUGCACUGAGCCCCAUCCUGCUGAGUGGCGCACUGUCUUAGAGAAAAAAAUUCAGAAGUCCAUGCAGCAGGUUCUCACAGCCCUGCUCAACUCCCGCACGUCUACUCACCUGCUUCGCUACAGACAGGCUGUCAUGAAGCCACCUGAGCUGAACCCAGAGACAGAAGAAAGCCUUCCCUCACGCCGUUCCCCAGAGGGCCCUGACCCCCCUGUGCUGACGGAGGUCUCUCCACCUAAUGAUUCACCCCUCGAUUUGGAGUCCGUGAAGAAAAAAAUGGAUUCUGAAUGCUAUAAAUCUGUGCUGGAGUUCAGUGAUGACAUUGUGAAAAUCAUCCAGACAGCCAUCAAUUCAGAUGGAGGUCAGCUAGAGAGCAGGAAGGCCAACAGCAUGCUCAAGUCCUAUUUUAUUCGGCAAAUGGAGCGGACUUUUCCAUGGCACAAGGUGAAGGAGUCCAAUUUCUGGGAGGUGCGCAAAGUCUCUCCAAAUAGUGGACUGCUUCCCAAUGCUGUGUUGCCCCCUUCUUUGGAUCACAACUAUGCCCAGUGGCAGGAGAGGGAGGAGAUAGCCAGGGCUGAGCAGCCUGUGCUAAUGAAAAAGAUCAUACCGGCUCCCCAUCCUAAAGCACCUGGGAAACCUGACUCCCUGACUGCCCUCACACCACUUCCUCCUCCACCCAUGCUUAUCCAUGACUACAGCCUUGAAGACAGCCCUGAUAUUCCCCCUCCUCCUGGUGUAUGUGACAACAGACAAUGUGCGCUUUGUCUGAAUUACGGAGAUGAGAACACAAAUGAUUGUGGGAGACUGCUUUAUAUUGGCCAGAAUGAGUGGACCCAUGUAAACUGUGCACUGUGGUCAUCCGAGGUGUUCGAGGAUGUUGAUGGUGCACUCAAAAAUGUCCAUAUGGCAGUCAGGAGAGGCAAAAAGCUGCAAUGUGAGAAUUGUCACAAGCCCGGAGCCACAGUGAAUUGUUGUCUGACCUCCUGUACCAACAACUACCAUUUCAUGUGUGCACGUCAGCAGCAGUGUGCCUUUUUAGAGGACAAGAAGGUUUACUGUCAGCAUCACAGAGAUCUCAUAAAGGGCGAGGUGGUGCCAGAGUCAGGCUUUGAAGUUACUCGGAGGGUCCUUGUGGACUUUGAGGGAAUCAGUCUGAGAAGAAAAUUUGUUAAUGGGCUUGAACCAGAUAACAUCCACAUGAUGAUAGGGUCAAUGACCAUCGACUGUUUUGGUAUGCUAACUGAACUGUCUGAUUGUGAGAGGAAGUUGUUUCCUGUGGGCUACCAAUGCUCAAGGGUCUACUGGAGCACUCUAGAUGCCCGCAAACGAUGCGUCUAUAAAUGUAGAAUUUUAGUAUGCCGCUCCUCUAUGACUGAAACUAUCAAUAACACAGCAACCCAAGAAGAGAACUACACAAUUGCUCACAGUCCUCCACCUAUUUCAGCUGAAGUGGAUGCUGCUUUGCCUGAACCCACAGAUUCCACAAAACCAUCAAAUGUGCCUUUCACACCAAAACAAAGGGUUAAUUUUAGGAACAGACACCCCAGCUACCCACCAUGUCAUCGUUCUCCAUCAACCAGACCACUUCCCUCCCCAGAUGGUUUUAGUAGUUCAUCCCAUGAAAUUGUGACUGUGGGGGACCCUGUGCUGAGCUCCACUCUAAGAACCAUUGGAUCUCGUCGACACAGCACUUCCUCCAUCUCUGCUCAACAAUCUAGGCAAAAGAUUUCCUCUCCUCAAAAGGGAGGCACCGUAUCAAUUCAGACAUGCAAUUCAUCUGCCCCAUCCCUAUCCUCAACCUCUAAGGAACCUUUAACUAGUGACACAGACAAAGGAAGAGCACUAUCUGGAGAGAGAUCUCACAAUCGAGAGGCAAAUUCAGUGAACACUGGAGCACAGCGUCGACUCAGUUUUGGUUUCACUGAAAGAAUAGAGGGUAGUAGAGAAGCAACCAAAAAGCAGUCGGAUGGUGAGAGUUUGAAGUCAUUGCAACCAGUUAGCAUAAGCCAGGCAUCACCACCUCUCGGAACUGCAGUAUUGACAGGACAUCAGAGAGGAAGUGGCAGUUUGAAAACCGAGAAAGGGAAACAAGCAACAAAAGAUACUGACCUACCAGCUGGAGUCACUUGUAUGUCUAGUCAUCCACUUGCCACACUUCCUAAGGACAAGGCAAAUCCAGUCAAGGAAGGAAAUGUGACACCAGUGGCCACAUCAAAAGACACAGGAAAGACUGUGUCUCCACAACCAGUUUACAGCAAAAGUGGGAGUAGGAAGUCUCACUGCUAUGGGUCUGGUCCAGCUGUGGCAGCAGCAAUGAAGCCUCUAUGGUCAUCUGGUGCCAAGGUGGGAGAGGAGGACCUAAAGCAUGGCUUCCACACAAGUGCUGCUGUCACUGCUAGUCAUGGAACCUCUAGCACCAAAGAAAAACACUCCAAAGUCAAAAUGAAUGUGAGCAGGGAUGUUUCAAAAGAAAGAAAAGAGUCUGCUCAAAACCCAGUUCUUAACAGCAACUCCAAAAGCAGUAAUGUCAAAACACAAGGUCAGGGUCCACCUCCUUACAACACUAGCAAUAAAGCCACAGCACUGAGCAGCAACACGGGGUCUAGCAAGGUGGAAGUUAAUAAAUUUGAUCAGAAAGAAAUGGAGAAGCCAUUCAAGUCCAAAGAGAGAUUUAGCUUUGAGAAAAAGCAUAGUUCGGCCAUGGAUGCUAUUCAGCCGAAAGCAGGGUCUGAAAGAGGUAUAAGACCACCACAGGUACAACCUAAAUCAAGUAAGGAAGUUACUCCAGUGGUGAAGAAACACACUGAGAGGCUGCCUCUAAUGUCUCAAAAAAUGGAUCCUAAUGGAACCAAAGCUGUCAGCAUGCCAGCUGUCAGCAACACAAACACGUACACUUCUGUAACCCCUAGCAAUCAGGGCUCCCAAAGAAGGUCCUCUCGAGCGAUGGUUUUCUCACCAUCUGCAAGUUCUGAAAGCUCAGAAUCAGACAGCCACAUUCACCCUGAUUAUUCUGAGGAGCACCUCAUGCAGCAACAAUGUGCAGAUGAUGGAGAGGACCAUAAUUUAGAGGAUGAAGGCAGCGUUGAUAAGCACCAUGAGGAGGAUAGUGAUGGUUCGGCAGGUUCAGCAAAGCGCAGAUACCCAAGGCGUAGUGCCCGUGCUCGAUCAAACAUGUUCUUUGGGCUAACCCCUUUCUAUGGUGUGCGAUCGUAUGGGGAGGAAGACAUACCCUUCUACAGAACUGGUGAAAUCUCCAUGAAAAAGCGCACUGGAAGCAGCAAGCGUUCAGCUGAAGGACAAGUUGAUGGGGCAGAUGAUAUGAGCACAUCAUCUUCAGCAGACAGUGGAGAGGAUGAAGAAGGAGGAAUUAGUUCAAAUAAGGAUGCAUAUUAUUACAACUUCACACGCACUAUAAUAAACCCCAACUCUGGUCUUCCACAUAUUGCAGGUAUUGAUCAGUGUUUGGGAAGAGGGUCGCAGAUCCACAGGUUCCUGAGGGAUCAGACGAAGGAGCAAGAUGAUGACAGUGAUGAGGUGUCAACAGCAACCAAGAAUUUGGAACUGCAACAAAUUGGCCAGCUGGAUGGCGUGGAUGAUGGUUCUGAGAGCGAUGUUAGUAUAAGCACCAGCAGCACAACCACUGCUACUACUUCAUCAACAAACAAAAGUUCAACAAAAAGAAAAGGUAGAGAAAGCAGGACAGAUAAAAUAAGCAUUGACUCAGGGAAGGAUAUACACCAAGAAAAUACACCAAGUGGGAACAGUCGUGACAGUCGUAAAAAUCAAAAGGAUAACUGUCUUCCAUUAGGGAGUGCCAAAGCACAAGGACAAGACCCCCUUGAAACUCAAUUGUCACUCACCACAGAUCUCCUCAAGUCUGACUCUGAUAACAACAACAGUGAUGACUGUGGUAACAUCCUACCCUCUGAUAUCAUGGAGUUUGUACUCAAUACCCCUUCAAUGCAGGCUUUGGGACAACAGACAGAAGCUCCUUCUGCUGAACCAUUCUCUUUAGAUGAGAGUUACGGGGUGGAUGUUAACCAAAGAAAGGACAUGCUUUUUGAAGAUUUCACUCAACCACUGGCCAGUGCUGAACCUGGUGAGAGUGUGGUGAACACCUCUAUUGCUGUUGAAGAAUCAUAUGGUCUUCCCCUCGAGCUGCCCUCUGACCUCUCUGUGCUGACAACUCGAAGUCCCACUGUAAAUAAUCAAAGUCAUGGCUCGCUGGUCUCCGAGACCUCUGACCGCACCAUUUUGGCUCUGGCUACGGAAGAAUCAGGAGUUGAAAAAAGUGGGAAAAAAACAAGAACAGGGUCCACUGCAUCCAGCAAGAGCCCACAGGACAGAUGUGCCGAUUCCCAGAUUCCAGAAGGUCAAAUGACUCCAGAACAUUUCAUUUCUGCACGCAUUGAUGGUGACCAUAUCACAAGUCCUGGAGUAGCACCUGUGGGAGAGACUGGGAACCAAGAUCUGACGAGAAAUAGUAGUACGCCAGUUCUUGCCAGCUCACCCAACUUGCCUAUCCAGAGUCAGAAGUUCAUCCCUGCUGCCACUGUUAGCUCAGGUCCUGCUCCGAUCGCAAGCUCUGCUGUUCAAGCUGCUGCCUCUCAAUUGAAGCCUGCCCCAGAGAAACUAAUAGUGCUAAACCAGCAUCUACAGCCACUCUAUGUAUUGCAAACCCUUCCCAAUGGUGUAACCCAAAAGAUCCAGAUUGCACCAUCUGUUAGUGCAACAGGUGUCAUGAACACUAGUGCCCCUGUCUUGACAGGCCUCAGUGGUAGCAUCUCCACCUCUCAGUCCAUUUUUCCUGCUGGUGGAAAAGGUUUAGUGCCUGUAUCUCAUCACCCACAAAUCCAUGCAUUUACAGGCACUACUCAGACAGGUUUCCAGCCAGUCAUUCCUAGCACCACAUCAGGCCUCUUCAUAGGAGUCACCUCCCACGAUCCCCAAAUUGGUGUGACAGAGGCAGGAAAUAGGCAUGAUCAUGCCUCUGGUGUUGCUAUGGUAUCUAGUGCUUCAUCCAUCACCCCAGCACCAACUAUGCUCCCCUCUGGACAUGGCAAAAAGCGCCUAAUUUCUCGUCUUCAGAGCAAUAAGGGCAAAAAACAGGCUCGUCCAAAGACCCAACCUACACUUGUUCCUUCCGAUGUUGGGCCCAAUAUGACCCUCAUAAACUUGUCACCUUCACAGAUUACUGCAGGAAUCCCUGCUCAGACAGGCUUGAUGGAACUUGGGACUAUAACUGCAACACCGCAUCGAAAGAUUCCUAACAUUAUAAAACGGCCAAAGCAAGGGGUGAUGUACUUGGAGCCAACUCUCCUUCCACAGCCCAUGCCCAUUUCAACCACAACUCAGCCUGGCAUGUUGGGACAUGAUUCGUCUACUCACCUGCUCCCAUGUACUAUGUCAGGGCUUAACCCAAGUCAGUCUGUUUUGAAUGUGGUGUCGGUGCCUCCCACUGCACCAGGGAACUUUUUGGGAGCGAACUCCGUCUCGUUGAGCGCCCCAGGUCUCAUAAGUUCAACGGAGAUCACAGGAUCUAUAAGUAACCUUCUUUUCAAAGCCAACCCUCACAACCUAGGCCUUCCAGAGCAACAGAUGGUCCUUCAUUCAGGACCUCCCAUGAUGUCUCACCUUACUAAUCCUGCCCAGACAUCCAUUGCCAGUAGCAUCUGUGUGUUUCCCCCAAACCAAAGCAUAAGCAUGUCUGUCAAUCAACAGGUGGAGAAAGAGGGCAGCGUUCAUCACCAGCACCCAGUCAGUCGAGUCCUGGCAGAUAAAAACCUAGACCCAAAUGGCAACUCAGCUGGUCAAGUAAAUCUUGCUCGUAAUCCCAUCACUCAAGACCUGAAUAAAAGUCAUGUUGUUGGCGUCCUCACUCAGAGCUCACGAACCUCUCCCAUUUCUCGACCACCACAUCAGCAACAAUCCUCAAAGUUACCUGCUGGAGCUGCAUCCACAGCUGUUGGGAAGGGAAAACAAAAGGCCAAAAGACCUCGACCAAGCCCAGAUAAGAGCAGUGGAAAGAAACGCAAAGGACUUCAGUCAGAUACACCAACUGUUGACACAUCUGCAAUCCAAUUAUCAUAUUUUACAGGUGACCGGGAACUUUCAUCACCUGAGCCAAUGGAUACAGGGCAGUCAAAUGAAACCGGUUCAAAAACAAGUGACUCUGCCACUAAGACAGCUGAUUCUUCUUCUCUUAAACGUACAACCAUGGACACACAUGAUGAGAAGCCAAAGACUGCAGGACUGUCUAGUAAGGAUGAUGGGAAAGGAUCUAAUGCUUUUUCAGUGGAAACACCUGAUCAAAGGGACAGAGGGAGAGACUCCUCUUUGGACUGCAAGCCCAAGAAAGGGCUCAUAUUUGAAAUCUGCAGUGAUGACGGAUUUCAGAUUCGCUGUGAAAGUAUUGAGGAGGCCUGGAAGUCCCUGACAGAUAAAGUGCAAGAGGCCCGGUCCAACGCUAGACUCAAGGCACUUUCAUUUGAUGGAGUAAAUGGGUUGAAGAUGCUGGGUGUGGUUCAUGAUGCUGUAGUGUUUCUACUGGAGCAGCUGUAUGGAGCCAGGCAUUGCCGAAAUUACAAGUUCCGCUUUCACAAACCAGAGGAGCCAAAAGAUCCUCCUGUCAACCCUCACGGAUCUGCCCGUGCUGAGGUGUACCACAGGCGAUCGGUUUUGGAUAUGUUUAAUUUCCUGGCAUCCAAACACCGUCAGCCUCCUGUAUAUAACCCCCAGGAGGAAGAUGAGGAGGAGAUAUUGCAGAAGUCUGCUCGACGGGCCACCAGCAUGGACUUCCCACUGCCUAUGAGGUUCAGGCACCUAAAGAAUGUGUCCAGGGAGGCUGUGGGUGUCUACAGAUCAGCCAUACACGGCAGAGGUCUGUUCUGCAGGAAAAACAUUGACGCUGGAGAGAUGGUGAUCGAGUAUUCUGGCAAUGUCAUUCGCUCUGUCCUCACUGACAAGCGGGAGAAAUACUAUGACAGCAAGGGCAUUGGCUGCUACAUGUUUCGUAUCAAUGACUACGAGGUGGUGGAUGCCACCAUGCACGGCAACGCAGCCCGAUUCAUAAACCACUCUUGCGAGCCCAACUGCUACUCCCGCGUGGUCAGUGUUGACGGUCAGAAGCACAUCGUCAUCUUUGCCACACGCAAAAUCUAUAAAGGCGAGGAGCUCACGUACGAUUACAAGUUCCCCAUCGAAGAACCAGGCAAUAAGCUGCCUUGCAACUGCGGGGCGAAGAAGUGUCGCAAGUUCCUCAAUUGAAAGCAAACUUGCAAGCUAAUAUUGUCUGUGAAUGCUAUCAAGAGUGUAUACUUGCCAGGGAAGAGACAUUUAAUUUUUUUUUCUUUUUUUUUUAACUGAAGCAGGCUCAGGUUAUCAGAAAGUGAAUGGUAUUGUGCCUCUUAAGUUGUUUUGAUUUUUAGAAAAGACAAUUGAGUGCAAUGAUCAGAGUUGCAAUGGAGAAGAUUGCCCUUGUGUCCCCUUUAUUAAUGCCCAAUUUAAGAGAUUAGUGACCCCUCAUUUUUAAAUUUUGUACGUUAUCUUUUUUUUUUUUUUUUUUUACUAUUUUGUUUUAGUUUUUCUUUUUUAGAAGGAUAUUGUGAAACGUUUUAAAUUUGUAACAAGUCGAGUCUGGCCUGCUCUUAUUUACAAAGUGUGACUGAAAAAAUGCCACAUCGUUCCAUUCUACACCAAAGUGCAAUUUCGAAAGGGAAAGAUUUAAUGUUUUUAGAUUGACGAUGCAUAAUCCUUUUUGAAUGUACAUCGAAGCCUUCAGAGCAUCCGAGGUCGUCCUAGCCAAGCCGGGCCUGAUUCUCUGUAUGGAAUACACUGUAAAUAUCUCAUAGUAGAGAUGAUGAGGGGAAACACUAGGGGGAGCAGUGGUCCCAGGAAUAGGUUGUCUGAAGAAAAAUGUUCUUUUUGUCAUUGGUUGAAAGAAAUGUUAUGAAGAGUAGGCCAUGAAGGGUUUGUGAGAUGUGUGGCUGGCCGGUUGAGACCCUGGUGGACUGACAGACAAAGGACCAGAGCAAUUAGGUGGCUUAAUUGCAUUGUUUUUUCAAAAAAAGUUAAAUGUGCAUGUUAUUACGAAACAUUGUUGGAUUUUGCGUCCAAAUGAAAUUACCACUCUAUUUAUUGUCUCUGAGUUUUUUUGUUUUACUCCGUAGGCCCGUAGUUGUGUGUAUUUUUUUUUUUUUAGCCAAUUAAAAAAAAAAAAGACUGUUUUUGUUGACAGAAAUAUCAUUUGUUGAAUAAUGUAAAUAUGUAUAUUUUUCUAUACAAAUGACUAAAAGCACUCAUUGGUGAAUAGUACUUAACAAUGGUAUUUCUAUUUUUAAUAAUACAUUGUAUUUAUUUUAUCAACAUUUUUGUAGGAAAGAAUAGAUUUAAAACACUAAUGCUCUGUCCAAACAUUUUUAUAGCACUGUCUCAAGAUUUUUUUUGAUCGUUGAUCGUGUUUUUUUAGUUUUUGAAGCCCAAAUGUUUCGUUCUAUUCCAAACUGAAGCAGUUCCUGUUCCCACAGAGUGUGGUCCACCAGAGGCUCUCAUUGCCGACCCAGGUCAAGCAUGGACAUUUCAAAUGAUCAUUUCAAAGAGGUGUGUAGGUUCAGUGAGCUUUUCUAAGUGCAGAUCGGUUUGAUAUGACUCCUUUUUUAAGUGCCAGCCUUAAAAUCACAUGCAAGAACUGCCCAUCUUCCCUUAAAAUCCCCUCUUUGCGUUUUCUAAACUUGGAGGAAAGAUGCAUGAUUUCCUUCUCUAGCAUUCUAGCAACUGACAAGUCCCAAAGUUUAUUCCGUAUAUUUUGUUAUAUCAAAAUAUUUUCUUAGAGAUUGGUGUAAUGCAAGGAAUUGCCACAGAGGCUAUCCCAUGUAAAAUGACUUGUAAAGCACUAUAUAUGGAGGAGGAGAGGGCGGAGGGCUCUUGUUUUCCUCAUGGUCUUGUGCACUGAAGAUCAGUCUUCUUCCCAGUCUUCUUCAACACAUGUUGCCUUGGCACUGCAUGGACGCUCCAGGCAGCCAUUCAGUCAAUGCACAUUAUUUGCUCGUAUCAUCUCUUCAUUCUCUUGUAAAUGUUGACACUCCUCACAUCUGUUCCCAUCUGUUCUCGAGUUUUGUUUGACCCGUUUGAAUAAUGCGAAGACUGAUGUGGCUUCAUUAUUUUUGAAGAUGCUCUGUGGUUUGUUCUUCCAUCUUUCUGAUCAGAAGUUUGGUGCCUUGUGUGUAAAUUUCUCUGGUUGUUUUAGUUUUUGGAUGUUAGGGGUUGGAACUUGAUUGGAUGGUCAGCCGAGGAGCUCCAGACUAUGGAUAAACGUUCAAAGCUGUUUUAACUAGGGCACAAACGGUUUCCACUUGAAAUUUGUCUCGUUUUAUUUUUCAUGUAAAGUUACGAUGAUUUCUAAAGGGAUGCUGUAGCAUGAGUAUGGGGGUAUCGCAGAAUGGCUCGGGGGCUGUACAUACCUCUAGACAAAGCUGCUUUGUGCAACCGUGGCUUCCGUAGCAAGCCACUUUCAAGGCCAGUUCCUCUCUCAUUGCCUCACAAGUUUAAGUAUUUUGUUGUUUUUUUUCUUGGCCACUGCAGACCCCCUCCAGCCCUCACUGUACCUAGGCUGCAAUAAUUUUGACCUUUCCCAGCAUUUCACUUUUGACUAUGGCACUGAAGAUCAGAGUUCUGUACGUUGCCUCACAUUGAACAUUUGUUGGCUGCUGCCUCAUAUUUGUAUACGUGUUUUUAUUGAUCAGAAUUCGCAGUUUAGCCAUUUUUCAGGGAUUCUUGGGGGUCUCGCCCAACUUUCCUCUCGCCCUGGCACUCCUGUGGAGCAGGACAUGCUGAACUGCAGCUAGGCCGUUGUUGAAUGUAUUGUAGAAAUUUUUUUUUUUCUUUCUUUUUUUUUCUCAACAUGAAAGGCUGGGAAGAUACAGGACAGCUUUUUAUUGCAUAAAAUAAGAGGAUUACACAGCAGGGUUCUACAGAAACUAUUGCUCAGUCUAACAAAAUAAGAUUUUUAUUUUAUUAAUAUAUUUUUUUCGUAAUGCAGUUACUAAUCCUAAGGGCUUUGUAAUAGACUCCUGCACAGACAUCAAUACAACGUCCGAUGCUCCAUAAACUGGUAUAACAGCGCUCGGUCAGUGUUUCAGAAGCAGACAUGCUCUGGCGUUUUCCUGGACUUUACUCUUCCACGCCACACAAGUGGUAACACACCUUCUCCUGUAAUUAUAAUCAACAUUAUAUAUGUAUACACAUUAUACAUGGAUAUAUAUAUAAACUAAACGUGUAUUAAUAGUAACUUGUACUUCAAUAUCUACACAAUAUACGGAAUGGACAGACAAACUUAGUUACAGUAGCAAACAGCAGCUUCAUAAUGGUUAAUUGCAAUGUUCAGUGUAUAAUCUAUAAUGGUUUUGUGUUGCAGAUAAACUUUAGAGUAACUAAUGUGCAUCAUUUUUAAUAUCAAGAUCAAGAACCAGUUUUCCUGUGCCUGUGUAUGUUCCCUCAAUGGAGCAUUGCAGUUUUUUUUUCCCUUUUAAUUUGUUCAUUUGUUUUAACUUUAUUUGGAAAGGAGCGGUAUUUAUAUUAUGAAACAAGUUUGUGUAAAAUGUGGUUGUAAACUUUUUGAGCAUUGAUAAUUUGUUUGUUUUUGAUGGUGUAGUUGGCUUUAUUUUACUAUGUACAUUUUUAACUGUUUUUUUGGACAUCAGGAAAAACAUGUCCUUGCCUAAACCCAGCCGUGUCACCUAUACCUCUCUCUCCUAUUGCUUCUUAAGUUGUACUUUUUCUUAUGUGAUGUUCUGUAAUGAGUAAUGGUAACCAUUCUAUUUAUUUAUUUCUGCAAACAUCUCUAGAUGUACGCUGAGGUAAAACUCCUUCUGAGAGCAGGUGACUGCGCUCCCUGUUUUUGGAAUUUUAACAUGGUUCACUUUGUACAGAAACGAGUUGCGGACCAUUGGAGGUAUUUUAGGGAGUCAGAGAGGUCUUGAGAGAGAGAGAGAUUUUAACUCGUUCCUCUUGGAGGACACAAGUUUUCCAUUGUCUUACCAACACUUCCUUUCCCCUGUAGCUUCGAGAAAUCAUGUUGAUGUUGAUACUGACAGUUUUAGGGGUUUUAUUUCUUCUUUUCUCCUAGUUGCCUCAUCAGUGUUUUACCAUUUUACAGAAAAAUGAAGGAAAAUUUGUCAAUCUAAAAUAUUCAACCACAAACUACUUAAGGAUGAAUGUAUAAUGAGGAAAAAAAAUUGUAUAUAACAACUGUAAAAAGGAAAAUUUCUAAUCAUGUUUAUUUUCUAUGCACUUUUUUUAUUUAAGUGAUAGUUUAAAUAAUAAACAUGUCUCGUUUACUCAAA
Messenger RNA from Carassius auratus (goldfish), 17223 nucleotides. Its product is annotated as histone-lysine N-methyltransferase 2A-like. The coding region runs from base 437 to 13150 and encodes 4237 amino acids. NCBI's taxonomy places the organism in Eukaryota, Metazoa, Chordata, Actinopteri, Cypriniformes, Cyprinidae. Gene Ontology annotation, molecular function: protein binding; histone H3K4 methyltransferase activity; DNA binding. The transcript is spliced from 35 exons. Gene Ontology annotation, biological process: positive regulation of DNA-templated transcription. Gene Ontology annotation, cellular component: histone methyltransferase complex; nucleus. The record is from RefSeq and is a predicted model, not a curated record.